Messenger RNA from Acanthosepion pharaonis, 888 nucleotides. The record is from the annotation of a GenBank genome assembly. NCBI's taxonomy places the organism in Eukaryota, Metazoa, Mollusca, Cephalopoda, Sepiida, Sepiidae.
AUGGACAAAACGAAAUCGAACAAUGAAGCAGUAAUUAUUUUUAUAUUUUAUCUUCAUGUUUUUUUUUCUUUCCUUCUUAUUUCUUCUUUAAAAACAUAUUUUCCUUCUCAGUUUUUUUUACCUCUUUUCUUUCCUUCUUUCUUUCUCUCUAAUAUUUUUAAUUUCAGUCUUUCUUUCCUUCUUUCUUUCUUUCUCUCUUUCUUUCUCUCUAAUAUUUUUAAUUUCAGUCUUUCUUUCCUUCUUUCUUUCUUUCUCUCUUUCUUUCUUUCUAAUAUUUUUAAUUUCAGUUUUUCUUUCCUUCUUUCUUUCUUUCUCUCUUUCUUUCUUUCUAAUAUUUUUAAUUUCAUCUUUCUUUCCUUCUUUCUUUCUUUCUUUCUUUCUAAUAUUUUUAAUUUCAGUUUUUCUUUCCUUCUUUCUUUCUCUCUUUCUUUCUUUCUUUCUAAUAUUUUUAAUUUCAGUCUUUCUUUCCUUCUUUCUCUCUUUCUUUCUUUCUUUCUAAUAUUUUUAAUUUCAGUUUUUCUUUCCUUCUUUCUUUCUUUCUUUCUAAUAUUUUUAAUUUCAUUUUUCUUUCCUUCUUUCUUUCUUUCUUUCUUUCUUUCUUUCUCUCUUUCUUUCUUUCUAAUAUUUUUAAUUUCAGUUUUUCUUUCCUUCUUUCUUUCUUUCUUUCUUUCUUUCUCUCUUUCUAAUAUUUUUAAUUUCAGUUUUUCUUUCUUUCUCUCUUUCUUUCUUUCUAAUAUUUUUAAUUUCAUUUUUCUUUCCUUCUUUCUUUCUUUCCUUCUUUCUUUCUUUUCUUUUUCACCUUUUUUCUAUCUUUCUUUCUUUCUUUCUUUCUUUCUUUCUUUCUUUCUUUCUUUCUUUCUUUGUCUUCCUUUAUUUCUUUCCAAAUAA